Molecule: messenger RNA, 303 nt
Organism: Hibiscus syriacus
Lineage: Eukaryota; Viridiplantae; Streptophyta; Magnoliopsida; Malvales; Malvaceae
Product: non-specific lipid-transfer protein 2-like
Exons: 1
Coding region: 1-303 (100 amino acids)
Biological process (GO): lipid transport
Source: RefSeq, a predicted model, not a curated record
AUGAAGAGGUUUCCAUAUGUUGCCUUAAGUGCGACGGUACUAGUGGUGUUGGUGGCGGCGGUGUUUUCGGGUGAAACACACUGGGCGGAGGCACAAGUAACAUGCAACCCCAUAGAACUUAGCGUAUGCUUGCCAGCGAUCACGUCAUCGGUGCCUCCAUCCGAAAGCUGUUGCAACAGGCUGAGGGACCAGACGACAUGCUUUUGCGGGUACCUUAACGACCCUGCUUUGAGACAAUUUGCUGAUAACCCCAACACUAGAAUGAUCGCUAGAGCUUGUGGAGUUCCAUAUCCUCAGUGUUAA